Messenger RNA from Micromonas commoda, 570 nucleotides. RefSeq lists its product with no specific name. Bases 1 to 570 code for a protein of 189 amino acids. Lineage: Eukaryota; Viridiplantae; Chlorophyta; Mamiellophyceae; Mamiellales; Mamiellaceae. The transcript has a single exon. The record is from RefSeq and is a predicted model, not a curated record.
AUGCGCGCGUGUCGCCUCCCUAAACUCGGUGGUCGCGCGUCUUCAGCGCCGUUCACGUCCCCGUCCGUCGCGCGCCGCGCCCCAAAGUUCGUCGUCACUCGCGCCGUCUCGGAGAAGGUCCCCGCCGCGGAAUCCACAUCCAUGGAAGAUUAUAUACGGUAUACGGACGCGAUUCGCACGGUGCGGCUGUUCGUCCAGAGGCAGAACGAGCUCGACGCGGACGGGUGCGCGACGAUGCUGGUGGACGACGCGGAGGCGUACGGCGCGGUCGGGAGGGAGAACGUCCGGAACGCGCUGCGCGAUUGGUUCGAGCAGCAUCCGGGGUUGCGUUACGAGUGCCACGACUUCGAAGUGACGGUGCAUCCGGCCUCGGCAGACGACGACGACGACGACGACGGCGAGAUUGUUUCGGUGCGGUUUAGAUUUGAGCGGCGGUGCGACGACCGCGAACGGUGGGGCGGGGGACGGGAGACGGUGUGGCUCGACCGGUCCUGCCGGCGCGUGAGACGGGUGGAGGUGGAGGCGCGUCCGAAAUCCGACGAAGAGGGGCGGCGGGUGCCGCCGGGCUGA